AUGCAAAGACUACAGCACGUUCAGUGCUACGACGCUAAUACUCCUCUAGAGAAUGUUCGAAAGUGUAUUCGGAAUGGGCAUAGUGUGAUGGUGCUGAUGCGAGGAGUACCUGGCAGUGGAAAGUCCCACCUAGCAAGAAGUCUGUCUGCAGAUUAUGGAGGAGUUGUUUAUAGUACGGAUGAUUUCUUCCUUCAGAACGGUCUUUAUCAAUUUCAACCGGAGAAAUUGGAGGAGUAUCAUCGGAAUAAUAUCUUGAGAGUUCAUGAGGCUAUGAUAAAUGGCAUCAAAACAAUAGUCGUGGACAACACCAAUAUUUUCAUCAAUCACAUGAAACAGUACGCUUUUCAUGCAGUUAGAUACUGCUAUGAAAUUUUUGUCGUGGAACCAGAGACCUCGUGGAAAUACACAGUUAAAGAACGCAACAUACAUGGGAUAGAAAUACGGAAAAUUGACUCAAUGAUGCACUCGUUACUUGAUCAAGGACAACCGUCUUUAUCUUGUUUGGUAGGUGGAGACCGUGAAAUUAGGUUGGAACCACCAUCACUUGAAUUUUCGGAAAAAGAGCACGACACGGAACUUCACUGUUUGAAGCUAAGAAGUCUUGUGCUAGAGGUCUCUAUUGCCGAUCCUCCUCCUGAGCUUCCUUAUCCGAAUGCUGUGGUUGACCACUCGUCAUUUCUGCUGCCUGCGGUUGUGCCGACUCCUGCUGCCUUUUCCUUAGCUGUCGAUCGUCGUUCACAUGUUAGCAUACUAGAAGUUCGAGAAGUAGCGACUCAAACUAAUGAAGUCGUCGUAACAUUAGUCUGUGCUGGCGUCUAUUGUCCGUUUGAUGACGUUUCAGAAGGUGUUCCACAUAGCGUGGAAAUAUCAAAAGAGUUGAAGUCACAAAUGAAGGACCGUGUAGUCAGAAUGGAGGAACUUCAAUGUCUAUGCCCUGCACUGGUCAACAGAAAAGGACUAAUCUUUCUGAACGAUGACGAGCGGCUACAUGUCGUACCACUGACACUGGAGAAGUUGAACGAGUUUGCCUACGGAACCUUGACACGUCCGAUGCUGGGUUUGGAAGAAUGCAUCAGGUUAUUCGUCGAAUUGGGAGCUUGUGUGGACUGGAUGGCACAGGUUACGGAGAAACAGUUCGUAGAAGAGCUUGUAGCAUCUGAACUCAGUGGUACUCUACUUCACGCUCCAGUGCCCAGGACUGACUGGCAAAGAAUAGCAGAACAGGAGAGUUUGAAAGAUGGACUGCGUGAAAACACGGUUGAGAGAAAGGCAGAGCAAGGACCUAUGUUGGUUUCAUGGGCCCUGUUGUUUUUCUCACGUGAGGCGCUCGACUGUGUAGUUGCGGAAUAUGUAGCUGAGCCAGUUUAUGAGGCUGGUCCUUCACGAAGUGUGGAUUGUUCGGGAAAUGAGGUAGCAGUAACACUUGGCGUUGAUUUGCUGCAGAAGAUCAGCUUACUGUUUGGUGAAGGAAUCAUUGUUAAAAAAGAGUGUAGUGUACGUUUGCCACUUUGGCUUCUGAAGCAGCUGUAUCUCUUUUGGCAAAACAGUGGAACUUCAUUUCCAAGCAAUAGAGAAGACGUGAACGAUGCAGAAAUAGCUGCAGCUCUUCAAGAGGAAGAGGAUGCGGUUGCUUCGGCCAGUUUUAAAGUUGUACCCGCACAGAAAUCCAGUUUUAAGCGUCACUUUGAAGCAAACCUUCCUGAUGCCCAAGAACAAGCUCGUCAAUAUCAGAAACAAGCUGAUGAGUUUGCUGAGAAGAAAUCUACAGAAUUGCGAAAAGCACGAGAACAUUCUCUUCGUGAAAAGAAUCUUCGUAAGCAGGCCGGUGAUAUUAUCAUAAAAGCAAAUGAAGAUUCUACCGUACUUGAUCUUCAUCUUCUUAGCCAAAAGGACGCUAUUAUGUUGCUAAAGGAACGUCUUUCCGCUCUUGAUCGCCCCCUUUCCAUGAGGCAUGGUCGGUCUAGUCAGCGUCUCCAUGUCAUUACGGGUUACGGUAGAAGUACUGGUGGAAGGUCUGUGAUAAAGCCAGCAGUCGAAUUCUAUCUGAAAAGGAAAGGAUAUUUGUAA
This is a messenger RNA of Angiostrongylus costaricensis, 2067 nucleotides long. The record is from the annotation of a GenBank genome assembly. NCBI's taxonomy places the organism in Eukaryota, Metazoa, Nematoda, Chromadorea, Rhabditida, Metastrongylidae.